Molecule: messenger RNA, 3371 nt
Organism: Chara braunii
Lineage: Eukaryota; Viridiplantae; Streptophyta; Charophyceae; Charales; Characeae
Source: the annotation of a GenBank genome assembly
CGGAUAGAUAGGACCUAGGAUGACUCCCCUUGAACUUGACAAGCUGUUUGGUGGGCUACCCUUCUUUCCUAACAGGUUGGUUAACCAAGGGAGGUAAAGAUGCCGGACGCAGAUGAAAUUGAGCGGGGCCCGGCCGCUACGCCGGAAGGCAUUGUCAAGGUCCUUGAGAAAUGGAAGUUGGCACGGCUACAAGUGUCGAAAGUUAACAUCUUCCUGUUUGAAGGGGAGAGAGUGUCUAAGUGGUUGGAGCUGCUGGAACAAGUUACAACCGAGGUAUCUGAGGCAGAUAAGUUCAAGGUCCUACCCAGAUAUAUCUGGUGGGAAAUCCGGCCCAAGAUUAUGAAAAUCGCUGUUGGAGCAGGGGGAGAUUGGGCCAAAUUCAAAGGGGAGAUGCAAAGGCGGUUCAAGUUAGGGGAUGACGUGUUAACCAAGACGGAUCUAGAGAUAUUGCAGCGGGAUAAGUUCUCCACGGUGGGGGCGUUCACGACGACAUUCAAAAAAAUGGCAAGGAAAGUCUCAGGGUUGGCUGAAGAAGAGAAGUGUGUAACCUUUUUUGGGCACUUUAAGAAUUGGGAAGCCUCUGCGCUAACCAAGAAGGCUGCGCCAGGGAAGAAGCUGACUUGGGCCGCCAUAAAAGAGGGCGUGUUAGAGGGAGAGUUGGACCAAGUAGAUAUCUUUCAAAUGCCAAAGGCUAGGAAGAAGAGGAAAGCCUUGGAUGCCACGACGAGUGACGGACGCGACUUCAAGAAGAUGGUAGAGGAUGCUGUGGCCCAACUCGAUGCAGAAAAAGAGGCAAAGGCAGCAAGAAAGACUAUGGCGGCACCACAGACCAUAGGAAAAACGAAGAAGGCGGUGGUGCCAGAGGAGGAAGAAGAAGAGGAAGAGGAGCCAGAGCCUCUGAAGAACGAUGAAGACGAAGGAUUAAUCAGCACCAACUAUGAUGGGGACAUGUACGACAAAUUUGGGCAUUACCUUGACCCGAAGAUCCCUGGCGGAACGAGGAAGGAGGCCUUACGAAGAGUGGAGGCCGACGCGCCACCUGCUCCUCCGGCUACGUUCCGGAUGUGGCAAGAGAAAGAGGUCCGCUGCGACAUCAAGGUGGAAGAGGUAGAAAAAAACGAGGAAGUGGAGCAAGGACGGAAAGUCGGCACCAUCAAGGAAGAGCCGAUUAUAGUGGAAUCGGAUGACGAGAUAGAGGAGGACUACUGGAACGAGCCACAACACGCAAAGAUAGGAGAAGACUGCUGGAGGGAAACCCGACAGACAAUGGAGAGGAUGAAGGACUUAGUUGCUAAAGUCGGGAGGUACCAACAAAAACUUACCGAUAUGUGUACAAUGGUUGAGGAGUGGAGAGGUAAGGAGCCGCUGGUGUACCUCUAUGAUAUGGGUCCAGGAUCACAAGGUGGAUCUGGAAGUUUACCAGGCGUCACGACUUCAGGACCGGCGCCUCGGUCCGACAUGGCUUAUAGGCCACCCUCUAGGACGGGGAGGGUAACACAUGCUGUCAGGACAAGGGCCAAGGGGCCGGUGAGCCCCAAGGAGCCGGCGAAGGAUGUUCCUGAGCCCCUUGGGGAAAAAGAGGUUGUGGAUGUUCCAGAGGGAGAGCAUGAUGAGGACGAUAGGCUGAGGAAAGAAGAGGAUGAGAAGGUUGAGCAAAGAGUCAAAAAGAGGGGCGCCAAGCCUGAUACGGAUAAGGCCUCAGCGGAAGAGGCGGUCAGGGAUACGGUAUUAGAUCAGGAAGAGGUGGCAGAUCAGGAAGAGGGUGACAAUGUGAUCCACGAGAGGGAAGAUGAUGACUUUGAAGAAGGAGAGAUUAGGGAAGCGUUUCGAGCAGAGGAAUAUGAAGGAGUAUACCUCGAACUGGGAAUGCUUCUGUCGUGUGAACGAAGGAGUCUGAAAAAGAGAAGGAGGGAGCCAGAGGUGGCUGAAAGAAUGACUUUUGAGCAGGGCAUGUCUUCAGCGACUCAGAGGAAGGACAGGAGGAAGGAGCACAGAUCCCAUAGGCACGAAAGAGAAGGAGAGUUAGGUGGUCCAGGAGUGCCUCCACAGCCUGCUCAGAUGGAAGUGGACUGUCCUAUGUCAGACAUAGAGCCAGACAUACCUCAUGAGCCACAUGUGCAGGAGCACAAGGAAGAGCAAUGUCCCCAGGAGAAGGAACUGGACAGGAAAGAGAGGGCGACAAGGGAUCAGGAGAUCAAGGUUCAACUCAGGAUGAAGAACCUUGUUGAGCUGCAUAAGAGGAUGCAGCAGGGGAAAGAGCCUGAGGAGGUGGAUGACAAGAGUGGAAAUGACACUUGCACUCAGGAGGAGGACCUUCCCCUAUUCUCAGAGGUAUGGGUCAGCUUUGUUAAGCUGAUGGAUGCUGCAGGAAUGUAUGAAGGGCAUCAUCAGAAGAUGGGGGUCAAGUUGGUCUCUACAGACCUACUCAACCUGAGGGGCAUGAUGAAGGAAGGCUUUGCAGCGGCCAGAGCUUCAUAUCAGAAGGUUGGAGAGAAGCUGAUGAAAGUGGCACAAAAGGUCCAAGCAUUUGAGAUCAGGGAACGACCUGCAGCAGAAACCUUCAAAUGUCACAAAGAAGAAGAAAAGGCGGACCAGCAGGAGGGUGAGGAGAUUCCCCUAAUAGACAAAGAGAUGUUGGAGCCGCAAGAGACACUGGAUGAGAGAGACUCAGAGGUCGGAGGGUUUGAGUGGAGGAUGUCGGCUGGCCUGACGCUUGGACAAGAGUCGGCGAGGCCAGAAGAAAGACCACCAGCCGAGGCAGUGAGAGUUGAGACAGUUCUACAUACAACUCAGGGAGAGACCAUGGGACGACAGGAGGGUCAGGAGAGCGUGGGCCAGACCAUGGUUGAGACUGAGCCGAGAGUGGACUUGAAGGGAUGUCAGAACUCGGCUGUACCUCAGGAUAUGUCUCUGGUGGCAGGUUUGCGGGACGCAUUGGGAUCUUGGGCCACUGGUUCGGGGCCAGAGGGACGUGUCGACGAGCAGGUGAUGCAAGCAGAUGACAGAGCGACAUGCCCCACUUCCCCAGAGGUCCCUCAGCAGGAAGUCACGAGCAAGAUCUCAACAGUCCCGUCAUCAGUACCUUCGCAGGAAGGAGACAAGAUGUCGCAGAAGAAGGUUGGCAAAUGCUUUUAUUGCAAGAAGGGCAAGCAUCGAUCUGAUGACUGCCCCAAGAGCCUCAAGGACGAGGCAAAUGGGAUGGCUAUCAGAGAGUCAUAUGGAGUGUGGAGAGAUAGAAAUGGAGUCCUGGUACCUAAGACUCGUGAUGGGGUGAGGGCGCAGUUGUAUAGGCAACUGCAGGAGGUCACGGGUGAUCAGGAGUAGGAUUUUCUAAUAUGGUCCGGAAAGGACCGAAUCUGGUAUACGCGAGA